This is a messenger RNA of Eublepharis macularius, 3113 nucleotides long. RefSeq names its product C-type lectin domain family 2 member D-like. The record is from RefSeq and is a predicted model, not a curated record. Bases 160 to 912 code for a protein of 250 amino acids. Lineage: Eukaryota; Metazoa; Chordata; Lepidosauria; Squamata; Eublepharidae. The transcript has 8 exons.
CGGAAGCUGGCGACCUGAAAGUUUUAUUGGACUCUGUUAUUGGACUACUGGAUUCGAAUCCUGCUGUUCGUCUCUUGGGCAAUCCUGUUUACAGCCACUGCCAGCUCAAGCCAUUUUGUUUCCUGCGGAAGAGCACAAAACGGGACCUACUGAGCCGAAAUGGUGGCAAGCAUGGAUUCUGUUGGAAAGCAACCAGAAGUGUACAUACCUCUUGACCCUGUAAACCCAGAAAAUGGAUUGGGGAAUCAGGAUUUGGAUGAAUGCUCAGGAAGAAGUGAGCAGAAUGAAUGCACAGAUGCUUUAGACAGCCAAAUGCUGGAGUCAUCGCCCCUUGCCAAUGGUGCGGGUCAGGAGGGGAUGCAACAGGACAAUAAAGUGCCAAACAACAUGGAAGGAACUAACAGAUAUAGAAAGAAGUUCAGCAAGAAAAAGAUUGUGAUAGCAAUAAUAGUUUUGUUGUUGGUUUUGUCAUUGCCGUUCUUGUGUCUGUUUGCAGCCCCAAAAAAGCCAUUGCAAGCCACAUCAACCCCUAACCUGCUCCUGAAUGCUUCUUGCCCCCAAGGCUGGAUUAGCGAUGAAGAAAGAUAUUGCUACUUUUUCUCUGACACUGAAAGCACCUGGGACUUGUCCCUCAAGAACUGUUCGUCGUCUGGUGGUUCCCUUCCAAUGAUGGACACUAGCCAGGAAAUGGAUUUUAUAAACAAGAAUAAGGACGCUACUGAGUAUUGGAUUGGUCUGCGAAGGGAGAAGAUAGGACAGCCCUGGAAAUGGACAAAUGGCACAGAGUUUAACAAACGGUUUGUAAUUAAAGGGGAUAGCCCCUGUGCCACCCUCAACGACGGUGUGCAGAGCUCCACAGACUGCGACCAGCCCCGCAACUGGAUAUGUCGCAAACCGCUUCAUGGUGUUUGAGAGAAACUGGAAAUGCUUGCCUACAAGGAGGAAUUCUUAAGCUUCUGGCAGGUCUCAAUUUCUCAGUUGCAUUUUCUAAUCUUGAGCAGAGGACAGCUAUGCAAAAUCUCAUUUUCCUAUAUAAUCAAAACUCAAUAACUGUUAACUUAGUACUAGCGAUUUUGUGCUGUAAGUAGAGGCAGUGGAUGCCUGUUUAAUAUGGAGAUGAUUCCCUGUGAGCAGAUAAUAACCUUGUACUUCUAUACCGCUCUUCAGGACAGAUUAGUGCCACACUCAGAGUGGUUAACAAGUCAGUGUUAUUAUUAUCCCUUAGAAUGGUGUAAAUCUGCUUGGGAUGACACUGUAAGACGGUCAUGCAGCUUUCUUCCCAGGCGUGGCCUCAGAGAGGACUCUAAUAAUUUUGCACAGCACUGACAGGCCUUUGUUCAUCUUGAAACUUCUCCACUCUCUUCUUUUUAGAACAAGUUUGAAGAUGAGUAUUAGAACUGUUUGUGAACAUCCUUAGCAUUUCUACUGAUUUUUCUUCCAAAGCCGUUUCAAUGUCCAAACCCCAAAUGAGUUAAAUUUUGCCAGUAGGCAUCACGAACAAGCAUAUGGCUUCUUCCUUGCAGUCCCAGAGUGGCCCUUGAGCUGCUGGUUUUGCAUGUGAAUUGCAGAGCCUUUUUCCUUCGCAGACCCACUUAGGUCAGAUCUGGCAGGGAGGCGUUACAUAGUCUCUCAGUCAAGUGCACAGUUCUUCCUAGCAGGCCCAAAGUGGAUCAUGGACUGCUGCCUUCUAAUGUAAGUUGUUUAGCUACACUCCUUUCCCAAAACUAGUCCUGCCCAGAUUUCAUAAAUAGACUUUACUGAGCCUGGCAAGCACAGAGUGGAUCUUGAGCUGCUGGCUUGUAAUGCAGCUUUGAGAGCUGCGCUGCUUCCCAAACCCAGGCGGAUUGUAUUGUAUUGGGUGUCCUUUCCUUCAGCCUUCUGUAAACUUUUAGCAUCAGUUUGGGCUUAAGUGAAUGGUGGGGGAUUGAGACAGUGAGCCAAGAGCAAUGGCCUUUUAUGCCCCUAGACAGAAACCAUUAAGAGUGUGCUUAAAAAUGGCUAUUAUUUGGAUCUGAGUAUCUGGAAUACCAUAUAUAUUCGGUAUUGCCAAUUUUUCGGUCCAGAAACACUGGUAUAGUAUUCAAAUUUGAAUUUUAUUUGGAAUUCCAAAUGUAUUCAGCUCCAUUAUUCCUUGUGGCGAAAUUUUUCCAAGGGGCUGGAAGGGCCACCUUUCAAGCAAACAACACCAACAUUAUAAGGAACCUUGUCCUCCUCUCCACUAACCCCACCGCCAAAGUUUUAAGUGAAUUGGCCCAAUUCUACCAGCCCUUGAACAAGCUGACCCCAGCCAUUCUCUAGGGCUUUCUCCAGGACAUAGGAAGCCUUUGCCAAGCACACAACAGCAACCAAUGACCAAAAGCCUGCCGAUGCAAACAGAACCAACAAAGCCCAUCAGAACCAAUGUCAAACUAAAGAAUCCCACAAAAACCAAACUAAAGCAAAGGACACUGUUACAAGUCCAAGAGAACCAGUGUCUCUCAAAGAUGCCAGGCAGAACACAGGGCCAAUGAAAGCACAACUGAACCAACAUCCAAUCAGAGAAUCCCGGCAUCUAAUCUAACAAGCUAGUAAUAGCAAGGCAGCAGCCAGACCUGGCAAUGGCAUAUGGCAAGCAAGCAACACUGAUACAGAGAGAUGUGUGCAUAUGAAUGUGCGUGCGCUCACACACACCCACAAAAGUAACGCUGCUCCCCACCCCCGUUGCCUGGGAAGCCUGCAAAAGGGGGAGGGGCAAGCUGCUGCAAUCUUUAAAAUGAGAUUCCUGGAUAGUUCUAAAUAUAUCUGGAUUAUUCAGGAACAUAAACACUGGUUUAUCAGAAUAUACCCCAAUAAGCUGGAUAUAUCUGGAUAUACCCAAAUAAUACCAAAUAGGUAUUUUCAGGUGUAUAUUCGACUUGGGAAUAUGGACUUGCACACCCCUAUCAGCCAUGAUAAAUGGCUUGAGAUUGAAGCAUUCAUAGCUGAAUGAGCCUAUAGGAUGACAGUUCUAAGGGACAGGCAAAGUUAAAAAUUUUUUUUAAAAAGGCAGUAACAGUUAAGGAUUUUUUAGCAUCAAACUGACAGAAUACUGUUUUAGAUGUGGGGGAGGGGGCAAAAUAAUGUGUGUUCAGCGA